Olea europaea var. sylvestris is the source of this 729-nucleotide messenger RNA. RefSeq names its product ATP-dependent DNA helicase PIF4-like. Gene Ontology annotation, molecular function: DNA helicase activity. Lineage: Eukaryota; Viridiplantae; Streptophyta; Magnoliopsida; Lamiales; Oleaceae. The coding region runs from base 1 to 729 and encodes 242 amino acids. The record is from RefSeq and is a predicted model, not a curated record. The transcript has 2 exons. Gene Ontology annotation, biological process: telomere maintenance; DNA repair.
AUGAAAGCUUUGCACUAUAUAAAUUCUUUCUUAGAAGGUGUUGGUAACAAUAUAAUUGAUUUUUGUUUGGUAGAUUUUGAUUUAACUGUGAAUGAUGAUGAUAUCUUUGAAAACAUGAUUGCUGAAGAAACAACCAAUACUAAUUUUCAGUCAGACAUACAUUAUAGUAAGAGUUUAAAUAAAGAGCAACAAAAUACCUAUGAUAUUAUUUUGGAUUUUGUUUUAAAUGAUAAGAAUGUAAUGUUUUUUAUUGAUGGCCCAGAAGGUACAGGAAAAACGUAUUUGUACAAGGCAUUACUUUUUGGUGUACGAUCUCGAAAUCUUAUCGCACUAGCAACGGCAUCAUUAGGUGGAGCUGCAUCUCUAUUUUUGGCUAGUCCAAAAGGACAUUCAAGAUUCAAAAUUUCGCUUGAAGGAAGUCCUGAUAUGCAAUGUUCAGUGAGUAAACAGUCUGCGCUUGGUAAAUUUUUAGCAUUGGCUAGGCUAAUAAUCUGGGAUGAAACACCAAUGGUUCAUAAAUAUGCUUUUGAGGUUUUAGAUAAGAUGUUAAGAGACAUUACUGAAUGUCAAUUACCGUUUGGUGAAAAAGUCGUUGUGUGUGGAGGAGAUUUUCGACAAGUUUUACCAGUAUUACAAAGAGGAACAAAAGACGAUAUAAUUCUUAAUUGUUGUGUAAUUGUCAGAUGUCGCGUAGUUAAUGUGAAUACAAUUGGUAAAGCGGAUAUUUAG